Messenger RNA from Phialemonium atrogriseum, 5710 nucleotides. Its product is annotated as pectate lyase superfamily protein-domain-containing protein. The transcript has 11 exons. Gene Ontology annotation, cellular component: plasma membrane. The coding region runs from base 1 to 5556 and encodes 1851 amino acids. The record is from RefSeq and is a predicted model, not a curated record. NCBI's taxonomy places the organism in Eukaryota, Fungi, Ascomycota, Sordariomycetes, Cephalothecales, Cephalothecaceae.
AUGUUGGCCACACUCAUUAUUUUCCUUUUUCUCGCUGUUGAUACACAACAUGUUCUCGCCUCCGCUACAAGCAGACACGGCCGCCACCCAGAAUUGCACCACCUUGGACGCCGCAAUGGCUCCUUCACUGGGAACCUCACUCUCUCCUCGGCCAGGGAGCUCCUCUCCAAGGGGCAAGCGGCAAUGGCCCGCGCCAACUCGGAGAUCCUGAGGAACCCACGCCCCAACAACUACAACGUCCUGAACUCCACGGAGCUGGGCCAAACCCUGACACCACCUCCUGCCCUCGACUACAGCAACAGCACCACCUCGGUGCUCAGCCGUAGGCGGAUAGGUGUAGGUAAUAGCACUACUCGCAGCAACUCGAGCACUGCGAGGUACUCGGUCCCGCCUGAGCUCUUAGAAGCUGCCCGCAUUGUCGCGGAAGCUGGCCCCCCACCAGAGGAUGAUACCAACUACGCGUCGAUCGUUGCGAGUCUGAAGUCUCGGUUCAAGCCCGCUAGCAACGAUACAGUUGCCAUGCCCCCGAUUCUGAAACAUGCUUCCGGGCUGCUGGAAAUUGUCACGGACCCGCCCUCGGCCUUCCGGUACGGUUCCAACUCGUCUGACGGAGACCCUGUGUCGCUGCCUCGGCCGGCCCAGAAGCGAGGUGCGGAAGACUGGUGGAUGGCCAAGAUCGAGCACCGAGGCAAAAACCCAUUUGCCCCCGCUGGAUAUCAGGUUUGGAGGAACGUGAAAGACUUCGGAAAUGGAAUUGCUGAUGACACUGCUGCAAUCAACCUGGCUAUUUCCAGCGGCGGGAGAUGUGGUGAGAACUGUGGCGGAAGCACCGUCUACCCAGCGACAGUCUACUUUCCUCCAGGGACAUACCGGGUGAGCAGCUCCAUCAUACAGUACUUCAACACGGAGCUGCUUGGGAAUCCCUUGGACGUUCCAAAAAUUGUCGCCGCGCCCAGUUUUGUUGGCCUGGGAGUCAUUACUUCCAACAUAUACACCGGAGCACAAUCCGAAUGGUAUUUGAAUACGAACAACUUCCUGCGCAGCAUCCGCAACUUCAUCAUCGACGUCCGUCAAACACCGCAAGAUGGCCAAGUUUGCGGUAUCCAUUGGCAGGUUGCUCAAGGAACCUCUCUGGAAAACAUUCGGUUCUACAUGACCGACCCAAGCGUAGACCCGACGACUACGCAGCAGGGAAUUUAUAUGGAAAACGGGAGCGGCGGUUUCCUCUCUGAUCUCUACUUUGUGGGGGGCAAAUUCGGUGCAUAUAUGGGCAACCAACAGUUCACUGCGAGUGGGCUGUACUUCAGCAACUGCCAGACGGCGUUGCAAAUCCACUGGGACUGGGGCUGGACCAUUCAAAACGUGGGCAUUGAAGAUUGCGACACAGGGGUCAUCAUUGUUGGGGGCGCUGGCGGGCCCUUCAGUACCGGCCAGGGUGUGGGCUCUCUCAUCCUCACCGAUGUGAUUAUGACCGACACCAAUGUUGGCAUCUCCACGUCCUUGUUUGCCGACAAUUCCACGGCUUUCUUGCUCUCCAACUCCCGUUUUACCCAUGUCAACCCUAUUGUUCGUGACGCCGAGAAGAACACGGUGCUCCUCGCAGGCGGCAGCGGCACAGUCGUGGUCGAUGCAUGGGGAUUUGGCAAAGUGAGCAGCCCUGCAGGUGACGUCGCCUUUGUGAACGGAGCCACCAUCGCAAGUCCUACUCGCAAUCUAUAUUUGACCAACAGCGCUACCACUGGAGGUACCCAGCCGCAGUUCUUCACGAGACGACGGCCAAGCUACUCCAACAUUGGUUUUAGCCAGCUUAUUGACGCGAAAGCGUACGGUGCCAAAGGCGAUGGAGUCGCUGACGAUACGGCGAUCCUCAACCACCUUUUUAGUGCGGCCGCAAACAUGUCCGCCAUUGUGUAUAUCCCCUUUGGUGUGUAUAUCAUCAAGGAUACUGUCACCAUCCCGGUGGGCUCGCGCGUGAUUGGACAGGCUUGGCCGCAAAUCAUGGCAACGGGGCCCAAGUUUGGCAACAUGAACAAUCCCCGUGUGGCUGUUAGAGUUGCCGAGAAAGGCCAGGCCGGCGUGGUUGAGAUACAGAGCCUGAUGUUCACUGUCAGGGGCCCGACUGCUGGGGCUGUCCUGGUCGAGUGGAACGUCCACGAAUCUUUCCAAGGAUCUGCCGGACUUUGGGAUUCCCACUUCCGAGUUGGUGGAGCAGCAGGCACCGACCUUCAGCUGGCUGACUGUCCAAAGCUCUCAGGCAGCAUCAAUCCGAAUUGCAUCGCCGCCUCGUUGAUGCUCCACCUUACUCCCACGUCGUCGGCCUACCUUGAAAAUGUCUGGGUCUGGUCUGCAGACCAUGAUAUCGACCAGAAUGAUCAAGACCAAAUUGACAUCUACUCGGCGCGAGGAGUGUUGAUCGAAAGCAAGGGCCCGACCUGGCUUUGGGGUACUUCGGUGGAACACUGCGUCUUAUACCAGUACCAACUCUCUGGUGCGAAGAACGUGGUGCUCGGCCUGAUCCAGACCGAGUCGCCCUACUUCCAAACCGUCCCGGCAGCCCCAGCGCCGUUCACCCUGGGCGCGUUCCCGGAUGAUCCGACUUUUGACCACUGCACGCCUGGUUCGGGUCGCUGUGCCAUGUCCUGGGGCGUGAGGAUCCUCGAUUCGUCAGCGGUCUACAUUCUCAGCACUGGACUGUACACGUGGUUCCAGGCCUACGACCGAACCUGCAUGGAUACCGGCGCAAACGACUGCCAGGACAAGGUCUUCUACACCGAGCAGAGUUCAGAUAUUUGGAUCUACAACCUAGUGACGAUCGGCAAUAUCGAGAUGAUCAGUCCACUGAACGGGGCUCCCACCUUGGCGGUCAACAACCGUAACGGGUUUGCCUCGUCAAUCCUCGCGUGGCUGGGCGGAGGAGAUCAAGUCACGGGUGAGCGGGAGUUUGAGGGCUUCAGGGUCUAUGGACAGGGGGCUCUGGACCGUUCGGAUUUCACCGGGACUUGCAAGACUGCCCUUUCCGCGCUCGUGAAGUGCGACGACCUGGCCAGAACUUUCCGAACGCCAAGCUACCAUGGUGUUCUCCCCAACACCGACAUCUCAGACUCGGUGUGUGAUCCUGGGUGUGCGAGGUCUUUGCAGAACUGGAUGACGGCUGUGGAAGCGCUGUGUGACGGGCAGCUGUGGGAAAACGGCGCCCCGGCCGAGAUUAUUGGCGGCUACAUCCAGUAUGGCGUUCAAGAAACAUGCCAGAAGCAGCAAGGAACGGAUCAAUAUUGCAACGAUGUCAUUGUUGCCUUCAGUGACUCGGACGACAUCGUCAGCAUGCCCACAGCCGAGCUUUGCUCAGACUGCUAUCUUGGGCGGCUGAAGAUGAUGCAGGCCAGUCCGUACUCGAUAUUCUCAUCCUACCCCUUUUUCCAAGACACCUUGGACCAGGCCAUCACCCGAUGUGCCCUCGCGAAUCAGCCAACAAACACACAUCCGCCGCUUGUGCCUCCCACGCCGACGCCGACACCGUUUUGUCUCUCUGAUGUUGAGUAUGUCACGGCGGCGGGGGAUACCUGCGACUCCAUCGCCCUCGCACACAGCGUGUCGUCGGCGUCCAUCUUCAUUGGAAACCCUCAGAUCGGAGACUGCAGCAGCGUUGUGCCCGGUCAGACAAUUUGUCUCCCGCUCCAGUGCAGCACUUACACGCUGCUGCCUGGGGAUGACUGCCUUUCGAUAACCGUAGACACGGACGUCCGACACGACGAUAUUCUGCGGUUUAACCCCUGGAUCGACAUGGCCUGCACGAACAUCGAGGCCGCAUGUCUCAUGUACGGGAAUAUCCUGUGCAUCUCCGCACCAGGCGGCGACUUCGCCCACGAGGUGACCAGCGAAGACUCAGACCCCGCAUACCGAGAAUAUGCCCCGGAGAUUGUAACACCCCCCGAUGGUGCCACGGUCGCCACAGGAACGACGUUGAACUGCGGGCGUUGGUACACGGCGCUUGCAGGCGACGACUGCGCCAUCAUCACGAUCCAGAACCAUAUCAGCCUCCGGCUGUUCGCUCUAAUCAAUCCAUCCAUUGUGGAAGGUGUGUGUGCAGAGAGUAUUGUGGCAGGCACCACGUAUUGCGUCGGACCGAUUUUCUACUGGGACCGGGAUUUAGGUUUGGGCAUAGGCACACCCUACGAGUCUGUCGGGUGCUACUCGAGCAAGGUGGCCGGAAAGACUGCCCUGAUGGGAGACUGGUUCACCCACGAGACGAAGACCUCGGUGGUGUUAUGCAAGGCAUACUGUCAGUAUUGGGGUCUGAAUUUCUUCGGCAUCACCAAUGGAAUGACCUGCUACUGUGAUCGCGGGAUUGCCAUGGACGCCGAGAAGGUUGACGAUGCGCUGUGCACACUGGACUGCGUUGGAGGCGGAGAUGGAAAAUGUGGCAGUCCGACGCUGAUGAGCGUAUACACCACCGAGGGGGAAAUCAUCGUCAAGGCCGAGAACGUGGGCUGCUACGUGGACGACGGAACCACGCGCCCACUGGGAGACACGAGCUUCACUGACGCCGCCAUGACGAUCAAUAAGUGUGGGGCGAUUUGCCAUACCACGUAUGACUUCUUCGGUCUGGAGAAUGGCGACGAGUGCUGGUGCGGCAAUGCGAUUGCCAGUUCCGCGACUGCGGUCAGCUCGGCCGAGUGCGGCACCCCUUGCGCCGGACAGGAGGAGAAGGAGUGCGGCGGAGCUGGCCGGAUCGACAUAUACACGACGAUAUCACCCGAUGACGGUGACGGCGGUGGUACGGAUCCGGGAGACGGCGACGGCGACGGCGACGGCGACGGCGACGGCAACGUAUCUGGAGACAGCAUGACAGCCGAAUUCUGCGCUGCCUACUGCCUGACCACCCAGGGGCAGACCAUGUUCGGCGUCGAGUACGGCGCCGAGUGCUGGUGCGGGUCCCGGCUGGAACUCGGCUCCGUCGCCGUCCCCGAAUCCGACUGCGACGUGCCCUGCUCCGGCGAUCCGACCAAGAACUGCGGCGCCGGCAACCGCCUCGGCAUCUACGGCCUCGAUCCUAGCCCGCCCCUUGCCUACAAGUACUACGGGUGUUACUCCCAGGGCAGUGCGGGCCACGCCGUCGACGUCGCAACCUCCGACGCCACAGACACCAUGACCAUAGGCGAAUGCGCGGCCUUCUGUCUCCAGGCACAAGGCGGGGGCGAGAGCGUGGUAGCCUCCUACUUCUCCGUCGAGAACGGCCACGAAUGCUACUGCGGCGCCGGCCUCGACGCCGGAGCCGUGCCUGCGCCCGCGAGUAGUAGCUGCGACUUGCCGUGCGUGGGGCUCGCGUCGGAUAUGUGUGGUGGCGCUGCCUUUGGUGGAGUCUUCGGUAACACAGUUAAUCCUCCGCCGACGUCGGCCACGGGAUAUGAGUAUCAGGGGUGCUUUACGGAGGCGACUGAGGAUAGGGCGUUGCACUCUGGUAGGUUGCGCCGCCCCAUUCUUACUUUGUUGGGAAUCACUUGUGCCCAUGCUAACACCCUCUGUGCAAAACAGCAACUACCGCCGAUAAUGCCAUGACGGUCGACGUCUGUGCCCAGUUCUGCCUGGCUGCUGGGUACAGUAUGUUCGGCAUUGAGUACAGCCGCGAGUGCUUUUGUGGUGCGGAGCUGCAGCUCGGUUCGGUGUCGGCCCCCGAGGAAGACUGCAACAUGCCCUGUGGUGGAGAUGCGAC